UCUCUAAGCCCCCAUCCCCAACCAUGUCCUGCCAUGAGAACUUCUCCCUCAUUCAUGCCCACGCGCCUCCGACGCUCCCAUCCGAAAAUUCCAUAUCUCUUCUCCGAACCCCGACCACAAUAAAGAAACCCGAACCCGAGUACCGCAAAGACAGCGAAGAGUGGUCGGACACGGCGCUCGCUUGUCUACUCGAGGCUUAUACUGAAAAGUUCAACCAACUCAACCGCGGGAGAGAUUGGGAGGAGGUUGCGGAAGCCCUUAGCGAAAGACGCGCCGGCGGCGCAGACGAAGAUAGAGGGGAGAAGCAGAAGACAGGGAAGAGCGUGGAGCAGUGUAAGAAUAAGAUUGAUAAUUUGAAGAAAAGAUACAAGGUGGAGCUGCAGAGGAUUAGUGGCGGUGGAGGGAGUAGCCAUUGGCAUUGGUUUAAACAAAUGGAAGCAAUAAUGGGGAAUUUGGGGAGUUGCAGUAGUGGAAGAGGUUUGGAGGGUGAGGACAGAAGUGGGCUUUCUAAUCUUGGCAAGCAAGCUACUAAGAGUUACUUGACUAUAUUCUUUGAUUUUUUUUUUUUAAUUGUUUCAAUUGUGGUAUUUUAAAUGUACGCAACUGUAUCUAUGAAAUUUAAGACUGGCUUAUAUAUCAUCACUCUCUUGCUA
Theobroma cacao (cacao) is the source of this 653-nucleotide messenger RNA. NCBI's taxonomy places the organism in Eukaryota, Viridiplantae, Streptophyta, Magnoliopsida, Malvales, Malvaceae. The record is from RefSeq and is a predicted model, not a curated record.